AGCUUUCUGAUCGUAACAAAACGUGAAGAAUAAACAUUGACAUUGUCAAAGUCAUUCUCCGCCUGUGUCAUGAUAGUGUCAUGUCUGAUGUCAGUUUAUCAGUUGUCAUUUGUCAAUAGGACAGAUCAGAUGUCGAACGUCGUAUUUUAGUGCGAGAUUUGUUUUGUGUUGUGCAAUAUAAAAUUAAUAAUUCCAAUUUAAAACAGGUUUAAACGAAAGGGUCAAAAUAAUAUCCUACAUCAUGUUAAAUUCUAUUUUUCGUGGCCUUUUGGGCACAGAGGAGGCUCCUACAAAAGUCAUAGAGGUGCGGUCAGAUAACUACAUUUCAAGGCCGAUUCAUUAUCGCGAGGACUCGAUCUUAUUGUAUGGGCCUAAAUCUCCCUCUGAUGGCAAGAACACGAAGGACAAAUACUUCGAAAUAGUACUCCAUAAGCCUUUUACUGAGAGCUUACAUCAGAUGUACAGUUUGUGUCGAGCUAAAACUUUAGAGGAGGCUGAGGAGAAAUUCAUAGUUUAUAAAGAAAGAAUACCAAUAUUUAUUAAAAUCACUAAAGAGUGCACAGUGGCAAUUCUUCAGAAACUAUGCGACACAUUAUCACAGCACCAAUCAUGGACAAUUGCUCACAUGAUGGCCCACUUUGGCCUGAGUGAGCAGUUCAACGACCCUGAAGUUCAGAAACAUAUUGAUGAUAUUGAUCCUUUGACUGGAGCUUCACCUUUGAUGGUGGCUGUAAAAUCAUGCAAUGUGCGCAUGGUUCAGAGUUUAGUCUCGCUGCAUUGUUCCCUAGAUGUCAUCGACCUUGAAGGCAACACGGUCUUCCACUACGCAGCUGCUAGCAACAAAGAAAUUAUUAACGCCUUAGCUAGCAAGAGUCCAUCAUCGCUAAACGUGUACAAUAAGCAAGGGUACACGCCGCUACACACAGCAUGUUUAGCGGACGCACCAGAUUGCGUGCGCGCCCUCAUGUUAGCGGGCGCAGACGUCAAUCUAACCGCAGCCAAGAGAUCUACUAGUCUUCUACCAGUUCAUUUCGAAGGCAACAUGACGGCUGUAAGGAAAUCUGCGACCUUACUUUCAGGUAUCGUCGGCGAUCUCCUUCAAGACAACCAGCCCAAAUUGUACCAGCAAGAUAUGAAACAUGGAGGUACACCGCUCCACUGGGCGAUCUCCCGCGAAGUAGUCGUAGCUCUGGUCGACAAAAACUGUGAUAUAAAUGCUCUCAACUUCGAUGGGAGGACGGCCCUUCACAUCAUGGUGUUACGAGGCCGUUUAGAAUGUGCCAUGGCCCUAUUAUCUAGAGGAGCUGAACAUUCAAUUGGAGAUAAUGAAGGAAACACUCCAUUGCAUCUAGCAGUUAAGCAACCGAAUAUAGCAAUAGUCCAAGCUUUGAUCGUGUUCGGUGCCAAUUUGGAAGCGAAGAACAAUAUGGGGAACACACCAAGACAUACGUUGCCUACUGAAUUGUCGAACAGCAAUUAUGAUAAAAUAUUGUAUGUUUUACAUGCGGUUGGCGCUAAAAGAUGCGCUCCAGAAAUAUCAGGCUGUAGAUCAAGUUGUUCGGCUCGUGGUGACUACAACGGUGUUCCACCUCCUCCCGUAGCCAGGAGUUCUACACGAGACCUCGUAAGCCAAAUGUUGUCCGUAGCAGCAAUGGAAAGAGCUGCUUGUUAUGAUACUACCCAAAAACAGGGACGAUUACUCUGCUUAGAUGGCGGCGGUAUUCGAGGCCUAGUCCUAGUCCAGGUACUCCUUAGUCUUGAAGAAGCUGUUGGCAGACCUAUCGUGGAGUGCUUUGAUUGGGUAGCUGGUACCAGUACUGGUGGUAUACUGGCUUUGGGCUUGGCCAGUGGGAAGUCUUUAAGAGAAUGCCAGCGAGUCUAUUUUAGAUUGAAAGAGUGCGCUUUCAUCGGCAUGAGGCCAUAUCCUUCGGAGGCUUUGGAGACUAUUCUAAAAGAUUGUUUAGGCACAGAAACAGUAAUGUCGGACAUAAAACAUCCAAAAUUAAUGAUAUUGGCUCUCCUGGCUGAUCGGAAACCUGUGGACCUGCAUCUAUUCAGAAACUAUAAGUCUGCCCAGGAGAUCCUUGAUGAACAUAAUGGAACUACAAGUCCUCACGCAGAAGCAGGAGACCAAGCAUCAGUGGUGUCACUAGCUCAGCCUCCGCCCCCGUCCGAGCAACUAGUAUGGCAGGCGGCGCGGGCUACUGGAGCCGCGCCCUCAUACUUUAGGGCUUCGGGCAGAUACCUGGAUGGUGGUUUAAUGGGGAACAACCCGACAUUAGAUGUGUUAACAGAGCUGACGGAGCUGAACCUAGCGUUACGAGCUACAGGGCAACACGAGGAGGCUAAGAAAACCAACCUUAAAGUAGUUGUGUCAUGUGGCACAGGUUUAAUUCCAGUAUCGAAGUUAAAAGAUAUAGACGUGUUCAAGCCGGAGAGUUUGUGGGACACGGCCAGGCUUGCAUGGGGACUGUCUGCUAUCGGCGGCCUUCUCGUAGAUCAGGCGACACAAUCAGAUGGUCGUGUAGUAGACCGAGCACGAGCGUGGUGUAGUGCAGUCGGAGUGCCCUACUACCGGUUCUGUCCACAAAUGUCGAAAGACGUCGCUAUGGACGAGAAAAACGAUGAAAUCUUAGUCACUAUGCUAUGGGAAGCGCAAAUGUAUAUGUAUUCGCAUCGAGAUCGAGUCGCUGAGUUAGCUGCGUUACUUAACGAUCACGAACCAAUGAAAACAAAUUGAUCUGCACCAUCACAUAACGUAAAAAGCUGUGCGUAAGUACGUGUAACAUAGCUUUAGUCAUUAACACGCAUAAUUUAAAAUUAGCUAAUAAUAAUAAUAUAAUUUUCACAAUUCUGACUUUCAACAUAAAUUGGCAGGGUUUAGUUAAGCAGACUUUAUUAGUUAUAUUUAUUAUCUAUAUAUAAGACUUACUUUUUUGCUCUGACAACUCGUAAAUUAUAUAUAAUUAUGUUCUAUUGACAUUCCUGGUAGCAAUACGAGGUAUAUACAUAAUUUAUUGUUUUACAGUUUCUUUUUUACAUACGUAGUAUUAUUUUCUAUAUGUUUUCAUCACAUUUUAAGGGGUUUAUCGAGUAGUCGAUUCCCUUUUAAGUAGAUAUGGGUGCAAUAGAAAUUAAUGUGUGCAAUGUGUUAUGUCAUAAUAAUCUCUCAAUAAAACGUUGGCUGUUUGUUAUUUAUUUAUUUGUUAAAGUAUCGAGCCUUUGUCGCCCAUGCAUAUUGAAAUUAGCAUGUGUAUUUACGCUAAUAAGUCGAAAAAUGUGUUGACUUAAUAAGUUUUAAUCGUUUGUAACUUGACUUUAAUUGUUAAGUUUGUUUGAAAAUUCAUGAAGAAUAUUUAUUAUAGACAGUCCAUUUCACUUAAAUGAAAAUGUACUUAAUCUGAAGCCCUUAUCGAGCUCGCUCCGACAGGUAGGCUAAAUAUAAGUCAGUUUAAAUUAAACUUUACCAUAUUCUUUUGUUAAUUUAUUAAAUAUUAUUAUAGUAAAUAUAUUUGUCUGUUUACCUAUGGUAAAGGCUCGAAUACCACUAUUUUUAAACAAAUAUACAUAAAGUAAAGUUACUUUAAUAUCUUAAUAUAUAUUGCUAUAAAAGCUACGCACAUAAUAUAUAAAUAUUAUGUAUUUAGACGUAAUAUAUACUAUUUCUUACGAGAUUAUUAAUUCUUAGUAUAUCAUAUAGGUACUUCUCCAUUCUUCAUGUAAUUUUGCAUAAUAAAAUGUGUUCGCAAUAUAGUACCUCGUUUAAAGACAUUGUCAUUGUUGCAUUUUAUAUUACAUAAAGAACAUGAACUACAAUUUAUGAAAUUGAUAAUAUGCUUUCUGUAUAACAAUUAGAUAUCUAAUCAAUACAUAGUAUAAAACAAAGUUGCUUUCGCUGUAUGUCCGUAUGUAUGCUUAGAUCUUUAAAACUACG
This is a messenger RNA of Spodoptera litura, 3934 nucleotides long. It is a transcript of the gene iPLA2-VIA, whose product is annotated as calcium-independent phospholipase A2 VIA. Gene Ontology annotation, cellular component: mitochondrion. The record is from RefSeq and is a predicted model, not a curated record. Lineage: Eukaryota; Metazoa; Arthropoda; Insecta; Lepidoptera; Noctuidae. Gene Ontology annotation, biological process: positive regulation of ceramide biosynthetic process; lipid metabolic process. Gene Ontology annotation, molecular function: long-chain fatty acyl-CoA hydrolase activity; protein binding.